UCUUCAAUCUUUCUCCCCAAAACACAACCCUAGAUUACAAGUCCCCCACCGCCACAGGGCUCAGCGCCGCCGUUCGUGGCUCUCAAGCACCAUCGUGUUUUCGUCCGAUCGUCCGCGCUUCUCCCUCAUUCGGAAAUCGGUGCGUCUUCCUCGAGUUCACCGUCAUUCGCUGCCUCGCUGGUCUUCGUCUGCUCAAACCCUAGCCUCCAUCACUCUCCUCUUCAAGCUGUGUCACCGCCGCCGUCGAAUCUGGUCCAACCGUCGUCCCUACUGUUUCAGCGUCGUCGCAGCUCGUCUCUGCCGUCGCGUCGCAUAUGCUCCACUCUCCUCUGCUGUCGCGUCGCGCUGCGAAGGGGAAAGAAGGGGUGGAGGUCGCGGGAGGAGGCGCGCGAAGGGUGAAGCCUUUGCUGCUUCCGCCGUGUUUGAGCUCGAAGACGGCCGCCAGUGCUGCUACCUCUGUUGCUGCCUCUGUCGUGCCUUGCCAUCAUGUUACCACUGAUUUCAUCUGCCCUCAUUCUCGUUCUACUUCAAACUCAUGCUAAAUUUUUGAACCACUGGUUGGACCGGUUGGACCAAUGAACCAGUAAACCAGUGACUAAAGCGGUUUGAUGACCGGGCCAGUUUUCAGAACCUUGCUAAAAUCUACAAAUCAAUGAUAAGCUGAAGUUGAAACUGGAUUGCAGGUUUUCUACAAUCUCUAUGAAUUGAACGUGACAUAAUACACAUAUAUGGCUUCAAAUGAGCUUCUGACAUCUGCUGCGACAAACCCUGAAGUUCUGACUGAAGCGGCAAAGACAAAGGAGAAUAAGGGAGAAGAAGAAGAAGAAAAGAAGAUGAGUCGGAAGGAGAAGCGGAAGGCAUUAAAGAAAAUGAAACGGAAGCAAAUCAGGAAGGAGAUUGCAGUUAAGGAGCGGGAAGAGGAGGAGGCUCGCAUCAACGAUCCCGACGAGCAGAGGAGGAUGCAACUCCUGGAGCAGCAGGAGGCUGAGAGAAUGGAGAGUGACAGGAAGCUUUUCGAGGAAAGAGAGAGGGCUUGGAUGGAGUUACAGCUGAGGAUCCAGCAGCAGCAGGAGCAACAACAGCAACAGAUAGACCUUCUUGAAGAAUCACAGUUGGCACGCAAUGAUAAUGGUAGUGACAAUGAUGAUGAUCAAUGGGAAUAUGUGGAGGAAGGGCCUCCUGAGAUUAUCUGGCAAGGAAAUGAGAUUAUCCUCAAGAGGAACAAAGUGAGGGUUAGGGUUUCAAAUAAGGAAACAAAACAAAAUCAGCAUGCUGAUGAUGCUGAUAGACCUACCUCAAAUCCUUUACCCCCAGAAUCUCACUCAAAUUCAUUCGCUCAGCAGGUGCUGGAGAAUGUUGCUCAACAAGUACCCAAUUUCGGAACAGAACAGGACAAAGCUCAUUGCCCUUUUCAUUUAAAAACUGGAGCAUGCCGAUUUGGUCAACGUUGUAGCAGAGUCCACUUUUACCCUGAUAAAUCCUGCACCCUUCUGAUGAAAAACAUGUACAAUGGUCCUGGCCUGGCUUGGGAGCAAGAUGAAGGCCUUGAGUACACGGAUGAGGAGGUUGAACGCUGUUUUGAAGAAUUUUAUGAUGAUGUUCAUACGGAGUUCCAGAAAUUUGGAGAAAUUGUGAACUUCAAGGUGUGUAAAAAUGGUGCAUUUCACUUGCGAGGAAAUGUCUAUGUUCAGUAUAAACAUUUGGACUCCGCUCUGCUUGCUUACAACACUGUUAAUGGGCGCUACUUUGCUGGGAAACAGGUAAGUUGUAACUUUGUUAGUUUGACAAGAUGGAAGGUUGCCAUAUGUGGCGAAUAUAUGAAGUCAGGUUACAAGACUUGUUCUCAUGGAACAGCAUGCAAUUUUAUACACUGUUUCCGAAAUCCUGGUGGAGACUAUGAAUGGGCUGAUUCUGAUAGACCGCCCCCAAAAUAUUGGAUGAAAAAGAUGAUAGCAUUAUUUGGUUAUUCUGAUGAUUAUGAGGCUUUAGGGGAGCGAGAAAAUUUGAGUUUGCAAAAGAAUACCGGGGAGAUGUCAAGAUCAGAUUCUUUCAGGUACCACUCAAGUAGAUCAAGAUCUAGGGAGAGGGAUCAGUUGAAAAGUUAUUCUAGCAGAAGAAAACAUGGAGACGAACGAAGGCAAAGAACUCCCGAUGAGGGAUGGAAUGCCAAUUCAAAAGAGAAUCAUAAAAUUAAGCACAAAACUCCGGUUUCUGAUUCCAAUAGGGAAUGGCUAGAAAAAGAUGAAAAUAGGGAAAGUCACCAUAAACAUUACGGAAAAAGCUUGUUACAUAGUGACAAGGAUGACAGUCGCAGAAGCCAUGAUGAGGAUUUUGAUACAGAUUUGGCUAAUACUGGUAAGGACAAUGAAGUAGAACAUGGAAAAGAACGACGACACUGUAAGAAAGGGAAGAGAGAUAGAAGGGAUCGGAUUUAUGAGUCCGAAUCAGAGCACCAUACCAGUAGAAGGAAAAGUUCACGGCAUCACAGUAGGGACAAUAGAACCGGUGAAGCUGAAUCUAAUAAAGAUUUGUUUGAUCAAGGAGACUUGGAACCUCAUGAUAGCUCUAGGAAAAACUCGAGACACAGGAGGUUUAACCAUCGAGAAGACAACAGAGACUAUGAUAGUGAACAUGAUGAAGUUGAUGGAGAUUGGUCACGGAGAGAGAGACACAGAAGAUCUAGCUAUCGAGAAGACAUUAAAGACCAUGAAAAUGAAUGUGAUGAAGUCGAUAGAGGUUGGUCACGGUGGGAUGGGGACGGAAGAUCGCAUAAUAAAAAGAAGCGUUCAAGACACCACCACUCACCAGAUGUCGGAUUACAGUGAUGUAGACAUCUAAGAAUGCCAGUAAGAUUAACUUUUGUAUUCCUGUGAUGAUGCUUUAUCAUCUUUUGUACAAUCUCUUCUCUUAGUGUUUCCUUUUUUUUUUCCUUCUAUGAAACAAAAAAAGAAUGCAAGUCAAACGAGCAUGAGAAGGUUUGUUUUUGUAAAUUCUCAUAUUAUAGUGAGGAGAUUGGUUAUGCUAUUAAUAUUGGCUAACAUUGGUUAAGAGAGAGCUGUGAAAAUAGUUGUAGUCAGAUGGUUUAUUCUUUGCAUACCGGACGUGGUAGGAAAAGAGAGAUACUAGUAAGAUUGUUUCAAUUAAAGUAAUGAAAAUCUUUUUCAAGA
This is a messenger RNA of Arachis stenosperma, 3167 nucleotides long. RefSeq names its product zinc finger CCCH domain-containing protein 5-like. Gene Ontology annotation, cellular component: U2AF complex; spliceosomal complex. The record is from RefSeq and is a predicted model, not a curated record. Gene Ontology annotation, molecular function: metal ion binding; pre-mRNA 3'-splice site binding. Bases 729 to 2825 code for a protein of 698 amino acids. Gene Ontology annotation, biological process: mRNA splicing, via spliceosome. The transcript is spliced from 10 exons. Lineage: Eukaryota; Viridiplantae; Streptophyta; Magnoliopsida; Fabales; Fabaceae.